CUUUUGGUAGGUUUAAUAUGGCAGCAACGGCUGCUGUCAACAGACCUCCGCCCCCUCAUCCAGGACCAAAUGGAGGGAACCCGUACGCUCACGCCACCAAUGGUGAGCCAAUAUCUCAGCCGCAAGACCCAGGACUGCACGGCUCCAGCCAGGAUCCAGGACCUCCAUCCUAUCCCCAACACCAUGUCUCUGCCCGGCCUGUCUUCUACGUCCAUGCUCAACCUCCCCUUUCCUCCAAUACCAGUGGCCCAUGCCCUUCUCCUAUAACCCCUAUGCGGGCUUCCCAGGCAUGGGCUAUGGUAUGGUAAUGCCCCCAUUCCCUCCUCCUCCUCCCUACAUGGAGGCUCCAGCUUACAUUCUGCCCCACCCCCACUUUCAACCAGUCGACUACAGACGUUUGCUGCACCCCCAGGUCCACGCUCCCAGUGCACCCUACCAGAACCCUAACCAGGUCCGCAGAGUCCGCCUGCCUCAAACGGGCCCUGUUAGAGAAACUGUGAACUCUGAGGUCCAAACGGAACCCACACAGAGAGGCGUAGGCGGCUAUGGUGAGGAAAGCCCACUUGUCGGCACAGAUUCUGGGCGUGGAACCGCCUCAAACUCUCCAUCACCCUCAAGCUCCACCUCUGAAAAACAAGGCUCUGACGUGGUUGAGAACUAUAUAUUGCCAAGCGUCAACCAGGUCAAAAGGACGAGCACAAGUAGUUCAGUCAAACGCUCCUUUGCCGUCUUGCAUCCCACGGAAACGAAGACUGUCCAGGAGCAUAUCAGAGCAACUCUAGAAAAGCAGCAGAGCCUUAAAGACUGUGUCGGUCAGGAGAACGUUCCCCCUUGCAGAAACGCUCACUGCAAUGUGUGGUCAGUGAGUUCUGCAGAUAGUAUGGUUCCUGUGUGCAGCUCUUCUCAACAAGAAGAGGAGGUUGUCAAAGAGAGACGCGUCUCUGUUCCUGACAUUCUAAUGAGCUGGGGAGUUGGCCCACCGCAGGCAACAACGUUGACGAUGCCCGGCAAGCUGCCUCAGAAUGACCUUGGAACUGAAGUAGAGCAUGAUCAGUCCCUUUAUAAGAGUCCAGCGGUGGCUGAGACUGCUUUUGCUGAUGAUGCUGAAGGUAACUUAAGCUCAAGGGACAGUGCAACCCUUUUCAAGAGCCUCAAAAGGAGAGCUCUUGAAGAGCAAAUGAUGGAAUCCAGUAGAGAAAAUGAGUCCAUGGGAUUGGUUGGCUCUGUUAGAAGUUGCCCACCCUACAGAGAUGAACUGCUACAUUACCUAAACGCUUCUGAUAAGCUCCCUGACAACGAGCAGGAAAAUGGCAGCGAGACAAUUCCACACGAAGACACUGCAGACAUCAUUCCCUAUCAAAUGUCUUUAAGUAGUGGUCAGAUGAAGAGACAAAUGAAUGAGUCUGUUUGGUCUGUGGAGUCUCUGACACCCUAUAUCCCCACUAAAGAGUGGCUGCUUCAGAACACCACGUUUGAGAAUCAAGUAAUCGUCGAGAUAAUGGAGGAAGCUGAAAAUGGUGGACUGUUAACCCCGAACAACCCAAUUGUCAAAGCUGGUAAAGAGAGGAGGCAGACUCGCAGGUAUUCCUCUUCUGACUCUAUUCCAAUGUCGGACAGCUGGCUCGUUUUCAGUACCCCCGCUGGGAGGCCAAAGAAGCCAGAAAUGGAGAGUGAAAUCGAUGCGUCUGAAAUUGGAUCAAAAAAAGGCCAGAACAUGGCUCCUUCAGAAAAGGAUUCCAUCACUUCCCCGACUCAACUGCCGCCGAGCAAAACCGUUUUAUCUACUGCCACUGAAGAGGAUGUGGAUAAAAAUAGGUCUUCUGAACCGGAGGCUAAUCAAAGCCCAAACCAGGAAUUGCUAAUUGUAAAUGAGCAGCAGGAAAAAACUCUCCUCUUAAACUCUGCGGCAGCGGAGAAGAUCACCACUGCACGGCAGCUGGUCUUCCUAAAGGGAGUGGACCUGGAGGCGGAGGAUGAAGCAUGCGGGAAGGAAGAAGUCAGCCAGCUGAGAAAUGAGCAACUGUGUGUCCCGAUGGCAGACCAUAGGAUGGCCAAAGUGUCCCCGUCAAAGGGUCGUUUGGUGGACUGUGGUGUCCAGUGCACAGGAUUACAGGAGCGGAACUGUGACUGCGAGGUGACGAAGAGCAGAAUGGGACCAGGCAGAAGGCAUUAUGUUAAAUACACAGAUAAGAGGAAGGCAAUCAAUGGCCAGGGUGAAGGAUUCAGCAUGAAGGGACAAAUGCAGAAAAACCACAAGAAGCCUCACUGGAAGAACAGGGGUCAAGAAAAGCCGUGCAGGAAGACUACAACGGAUACUAUGGUAAACGCCAAGGUGGAAAUGGAAGGAACUUCUGAGCACUGACUGCACACUACAAGACAACGCUUGGUUUUAAAGAUUAAAUUGAA
Molecule: messenger RNA, 2406 nt
Organism: Anoplopoma fimbria (sablefish)
Lineage: Eukaryota; Metazoa; Chordata; Actinopteri; Perciformes; Anoplopomatidae
Exons: 5
Coding region: 251-2362 (703 amino acids)
Source: RefSeq, a predicted model, not a curated record